UAUCACUAUCAAUAUAUUGUCUCUGGUUAAUAAUUCAUAUUCAUUCAACCUCUGAGAUUUCAGGAGAUUUAUACUUUUGUUCACAGAUGUCAUCAUAAUCAUUUUUUAAUCAUUUCAAAAUGCUUCAACCAAUUAACGACACUUGCUAAUUGAAAAGAUAACUUGACAGAAAGAUUGAAAUGCCUUGAUUGAAAAAAGAUCGAGUAGGCUAGGGCGGAAUUGCGUAACUGACAUUCACCCACAAUUCCUGGCAUUCUUCCGGUUUCCUUUAUCUGAUUCCUAAGAUGGCGGACCGGCGACGUCGAAGGAGGCGUGCAUCCCAGGACAGCGAGGAGGACGAUGAAUCUGGUUCGGGAUCAGAAAGUGGAAAGUCCCUUUCGCCAACGACGAAGCCCCGAGUACGGGACCCUGAACCAGUAGAGGCACCAGCUGUUCGUGUGGUGCCGGAAAACGCGGCUGAAUCCGAGUGUGAAAGUGAAGAUGGUGUAGGAGAAGCUGUCCUUUCUGACUAUGAAAGCGCAGAUCCUGAGGAGAAUGGCUCCCAUUCAGAGGGAGGUGAGGAGGAGGAGGAAGAGGUCCCUCCACCGGCUGCUGGGCCAAAACCCACUCCUGCUUCCGACACCCCUGCUGCAGAGGGGGAGCUGCAGGAAGGAGGGGGAAAGGAUGAGGAGGGUGAGAAAAGUAUGAGGAAAGAAGUGAAGUGUGAAGACAAAGGCAACCUGGCAGGGGAGCGUCAAAGCGGGGAUGGACAGGAAAGCACAGAAGACUCUGAGAAUAAAGGCGCUAAACCAGGCCAGAAGCUGGAUGAUGACCAGGAUCGUAAUAACCCAGCCUAUAUCCCCCGUAAGGGAAUGUUCUUUGAGCACGACGUCAGAGGAAAUGCACAGGAGGAGGAACGGCCUAAGGGUCGUAACAGGAAGCUGUGGAAGGAUGAGGGUCGCUGGGAACACGAUAGGUUCAGGGAGGAGGAGCAGGCGCCCAAGUCACGUGAGGAGCUGGUUGCGAUCUAUGGCUAUGACAUCCGCAACGGAGGUGUCUCCAAUGAGCGGUCCUAUAGACAGCGCAAGCCCAGACACAGCACCUCUCCAGUCCGGGACAAGCGCUGGCAGGACGGAGACUGGGAGAGGCCCGUCCAUACCUCCUGGCAGCAAGGAGGGAACCCCAACAGCCGUGGCGCCCCCCCAGCCGUGUCCCUGCAGCAGUCUGGUCCCCCCCUCAGCAGCCCCAAACACCCAGCGCAGCAACAACCCCCCAGGCCCUCCUCCCAUCCCCCACCCCGGGGCUUCCAGGGCAACCGCCCUCCCCAGGCCCACCACAGGAAUGACCGAAACCAGGAGUCCCAACGGCCAGGCCCCAAGGCCCACCCCGCCGAGCCCCUCCAGACCCAGAGUUUACCGCCCAUGGACGGGGAACAAGGCCCCAGGGGCCGGGGGAACAGAGGGGCCCAUACAGAGCGCAGCCCUUCGGUCGUGGUGGAAGAGGUCCGCAGCGAGGAGGAUGACGAGCGCAACACAACUACAGUGACAACGUCACAGUCCGUGUACUACAAUCGCCACUACAGUGGCAAGGGAGAUCGCGAAAGGGACUCUGCGCCACCGCCACGACGACAGGAGCAGCAGCGAGGGGGAUCUGCUCCUCCGGCAGACAACCAGGUUACCCGCGAUGCCUCCCCAGCUCCAGAGCGCCCCGUGGAGAAGAAGUCUUAUUCCCUAGCCAGGAGAACUCGCACCCGGGCCACUGAGCUGGGCAAGCAGGCCUCUCUUGAGGAACCUGCCUCCACUGUCUCUUCCUCGGCCCUGAAGAGUGAGCCGUGGCAUGGCCCCGGUCAGAGUCAGGGGGAUGCUGGAGACAGCAGCCAGGGGACAGUACUCACAGGGUUGGACCAGGACCUGACCAGACUCAGCCUGGCCGGACCGAACUGGCCCCAGAACCCAUCUUCGUAUCUACACGCUGAGAUGAGGGGCAUCCCUAGCUCUAUACACAUGGGUGGAGCACCUCCACAAUACAGUAACAUAGAAGAGCUGGGAGCUGGUAACCGGGCAAAGCGGUACUCGUCCCAGCGCCAGAGGCCAAGCCCGGAGCCCGCUCCUCCUAUGCACAUAGGGGUCAUGGAGGGCCACUACUACGAGCCCAUGUCUUACCAAGGACCAAUCUAUUCCCACGGCGACAGCCCCGCCCCCCUCCCACCCCAGGGCAUUCUGGUCCAGCCUGAGAUGCACCUCCCCCACCCAGGACACCCAGGUCUACACCCCCACCAGUCGAGCGGCCCCAUGCCCAACCCGGCUCUCUACGCUGCUCCCCCUGUCUCCAUGUCCCCUGGACAGCCCCCUCCACAGCAGCUGUUGGCCCCGCCAUUCUACCCUCCGCCAGGUGUCAUGACCUUUGGGAACAACAACUACCCCUACCCGGCAGGAGCCACCCUGCCCCCCAUGUACAACCCCCCGGCCCAGUCGCAGGUGUACGGCCAGUCGCAGGUGUACGGUGGGGUGACGUACUACGACCCGAUGCAGCAGCAAGCCCAGCCCAAACCCUCGCCUCCCCGGCGUUCCUCCCAGCCCGUCACCGUCAAACCUCCCCCUCCAGAGGACCGGAGUGGGAAGGCCAGUCAGGAGGUCAGAUCCUAGCACGACUUUCCGAAUGACUACGCCAGUCAGAAGAGAGCGAGGGACAGGGAGACUGGGUCUGCAAUAGAGGACCAGCACCACCUGUGGAGCGGAUGAUGAAUCGUUUUUAUCUGCCUUGUGUUCAGGUGCACCAUUGGUCGGUCGCCCACAAUGCUGAAUGGUUUUUCGCUGUUUUGGUUCACCUACCAGUGUUUUGCCUCUGAGUGGAGUGCUGUUUUCAAACCCCUAUAAAAUGUAACCAUAUAAAACCGUUAAAGAAAGCCCUUGGUAACAACUCCUCUUUAAACAUUACUUGACACCGAUGACGACAUUCGUAGAAUUUUGUUCCUUCUAACAAUCUGUCGUUCAACUGUAGGUAUAUUCAUGCAAAAAAUGUGUUGUAAGCUCGAACAAAUGUUUAGGACUGGGUUAAAGGUGUCAUGUGAGUAUUAUGGAGAGUUAUAACUGGGAUAGGUAGUCAUUUUAUGUGGGCUAGCUAGAGCUGUGUUCGUCCCACCCACCAGACAGAUUCUACUCCAGUGUUUCUGGAACCCUCCAUAGCUAAAAAAAAAAAUGUUUUUACAUUUACACUCUCCUACGUAUUUAUUUGGACAGUGACGCAAAACUUUAAAUGUCUCUACUCCAGUGUUUUGGAUUUGAGAUCAAUGUUUCAUACGAGGCGGCAGUACAGAAUGUCGUCCUUCUGUUUUAAUUUAAGGAUCUUUUAAUAUUUUUUUUCCUUUUUUUUUUUCUUUUUUUUAGAUAUGAAAGCACUAUGUAUCUAGUCCAAUCAAAUGAAAUAUUUGAAUCUCAUGUAAAUGCUGGAGUAGAGACAAAUAAUACAAUUUUGCUUCACUGUCCAACUAAAUAUGUGGAGGAGUGUCUUAUUUCAUCUCACAACGGCAUCGUAGGUCUUAGUUUUUAUUUUAUGGUUUUAAGUCUCGUUAAUGCACUUUUUUUUUUUUUUUUUGAUAAAGAAUAAAUCCUAUAUACAAUUGGUGCUAACCUAUAGCUAGUACCCUAGAAUUUCAACAACUUGUUCUUUUCCAUUUCUCUUUACCUUCCACAUUGUACUGUUUUUGUUGUUUAAACGUAUUACUGUAUUACCAGAGAACCAUUUAACUUUGCCUGAAACUGAUGUACUUGACAGUGCUACUGCUUGGUGAUAGCUUUCUCUAAUGUAAGUGUGUAUAUAGAUAAAUGUAUAUUAAAGCCUGUGGCUUAAAUUCGUAUGAAUACUACCACCUUGUUAUCAAAUGAAUACUGUCACAAUGAACACAAGUCUGCAGGGAUGUCCAGUCUGUUUUCUGUAUACAUGGUUAUGGAUGGAUAAAAAAUAAAUUAAAACGUCUGGCUUUUGACAUUUUAAAUGGAGGUUUGCUUUUUCCUUCCUCAGAAUCCUUUUUUAUAAAAGUAGAGUGACUGGUGUGGCCACUCUACCAUUAUAGCUGGAUCCGAUUGGUCUGUUUGCAGAACAUACUGCUGAUCUGAAAUGUUUUUUUUUGCCUAAAGAAAAUUCCUUUUAACUGCUGUGUUUUACACAGGCAGCCCAAUUCUGAGCGUUUUCCACUAAUUGGUCUUUUGACCAAUCACAUCAGAUAUUUUUCAGAUCUGAUUGGUCAAAAGACUUUGAAUAGAAGUCUAAAAGCAACCUAACAACCCUACAAUGCAUGCAUGUUAUACAUACAUAGAUAUGAUUGUGAAAAUAAUUCAGUUGGUACUGGUGGCUGCAAGCUGUUAUAGUAAGUCUGCCUGGAAAAGGGCAGGUUAUUGAUGUAUCUUUAAAUUGGCUUUAUCUUUUCUUAAACUACUGAAUCAGUAUAAACUGAAUUGAGUUGUAUUAAGUUAUUUGUUUAGAAAUGGCUGGUAAUGUUAUUUUAAAUAUUUUAUUUUCUCUGCCUUAAGAAUAAAUUGGUUUGAAAUGUUUCAUUUUAAAUAAAGGUUAAAUUUUAAAUGACUAGACCUGCCAACACUGAGGGCUUGUUUCAUAGAUGUUUGAAUAUAAAAUGUUUCUUUGUGGAGCAAAUUUUGUUUAGACAGAGGAAUAUUAAACAAAGUAUACGAUAAUGA
Molecule: messenger RNA, 4673 nt
Organism: Oncorhynchus tshawytscha (Chinook salmon)
Lineage: Eukaryota; Metazoa; Chordata; Actinopteri; Salmoniformes; Salmonidae
Product: protein CASC3
Biological process (GO): mRNA processing
Cellular component (GO): exon-exon junction complex
Molecular function (GO): mRNA binding
Source: RefSeq, a predicted model, not a curated record